Racocetra persica is the source of this 285-nucleotide messenger RNA. The record is from the annotation of a GenBank genome assembly. NCBI's taxonomy places the organism in Eukaryota, Fungi, Glomeromycota, Glomeromycetes, Diversisporales, Gigasporaceae.
AUGCUACCAGAAAAAGCAACAAUAUCAAAAAAAAAUGAUAGCACUAGAAAAGCGACAACACCAGGAAAAGUGACAACACCAGAAAAAGAGAUCAGAAUCAAUGCUAUCAGAAAAAGUGACAGCACUAGGAAAAAUGAUGGCAUUAGAAAAACGAUGGUACCAGGAAAAGUGACGAUACCAGUAAAAGCAAUGAUACCAGAAAAAGAGAUCAGAAUCAAUGCCACCAGAAAAAGUGAUGACACCAGGAAAAAUGACAUUACUAGGAAAAGCGACGACACCAAAAAA